Messenger RNA from Phyllostomus hastatus (greater spear-nosed bat), 1095 nucleotides. It is a transcript of the gene SKA1, whose product is annotated as spindle and kinetochore associated complex subunit 1. Bases 184 to 975 code for a protein of 263 amino acids. The transcript has 7 exons. Gene Ontology annotation, biological process: mitotic cell cycle; regulation of microtubule polymerization or depolymerization; chromosome segregation. Gene Ontology annotation, molecular function: microtubule binding. The record is from RefSeq and is a predicted model, not a curated record. Gene Ontology annotation, cellular component: spindle microtubule; mitotic spindle; outer kinetochore. NCBI's taxonomy places the organism in Eukaryota, Metazoa, Chordata, Mammalia, Chiroptera, Phyllostomidae.
GAGAGUGAGUGGCUGGGGCCCCUCGGUCCGGAAUGGAUCCUUGACUCCAGACCCGCGCGAAGUUUGGGAUCCUGGGUAUGUGAUCUGGAUAUUAACCAUUCUUGGAUUUUGAAAGUGAACAGAAAUUUGGUUUUUGUUUUUGGAAAUUGUGUUUAUAUAUAUAUUUUUUCAGAGGCUUAAAGGAUGGCCUCUUCAGAGCUGGAACAAAUAUGCUCUUAUAUUAAUGAAAAGAUUAGCAAUAUUAAAACAUGUCUGUCACUAAGGAACUGUGGUCAAGAACCCACCUUGAACACUAUCUUAAAUAAAAUCGGAGAUGAGAUCGUGGUAGUAAAUGAACUUCUAAAUAAAUUGGAAUUGGAAAUUCAGUAUCAAGAACAAACUACUAAUACACUUAAGGAACUCUGUGCCUCUCUCGAAGAAGAUUAUAAAGAUGUGGAACAUCUCAAAGAGAACAUUCCUCCCCAUUUGCCUCAAGUAACAGUAACUCAGAACUCUGCCGCUGUGUCAGAUCUCGACCCUGAAGAGCCUGUCAAAGGUGAGGAACCUGUCAAAGGUGAGGAGCCUGGGGCCACAAAGAAGAAGCCCCCUAAAGAGCAAAGAAACAUUAAAGAAAUGCCCUUUAUAACUUCUGAGGAGUUUAAUGGCAUUCCUGCGUACAUGAAAUCCCGCUUAACCUAUUGUCAAAUUAAUGAUGUUAUUAAAGAAAUCAACAAGGCAGUAGUUAGUAAAUAUAAGAUCCUACAUCAACCAAAAAAGUCCACUAUGAGUUCUGUGGCCAGAAAUCUCUACCACAGAUUCCUUGAUGAAGAAACAAAGGAUACCAAAGGGCAUUAUUUUAUAGUGGAAGCCGACGUGAAGGAGUUCACAGCCUUGAAAGUGGACAAGCGGUUCCACGUGAUACUGAACAUCCUGCGGCACUGCCGGCGGCUGUCAGAGGUCCGCGGGGGCGGCCUCACGCGGUACGUCAUCACCUGAGGCCCGUGUGGGCUUCUGAACCCGCUGGCGGUGGAGUACAGAGGCAAUUCCUAUAGUUCUUAUGUAAUUAUUUGUAUAUAUCUUUUCUUGUCUCUUGUAAAAAUAAAUCUUCUUUCAAAA